Staurois parvus is the source of this 271-nucleotide messenger RNA. Lineage: Eukaryota; Metazoa; Chordata; Amphibia; Anura; Ranidae. The record is from the annotation of a GenBank genome assembly.
CUUGAUGCUGACUCAGCAGCUGCAGGCUUGGGAGUCAGCCAGGGGCGGACUGACCAUUUGGAAACUCGAGCACUGCCCGAGGGCCCGGGGUCAGUAGGGGGCCCCAUGAGAUGCCUCUGGUACCUUUUUCAUAGGCUUUUUUGUGUUUGGGCAAGGACACAGGGGCCCCAUGAUCCCCUAUUACCUGGGAGGCCCCAUGAGUUGUCAGUCCGCCCCUGGACCUAGUCCCUUGCAACAUUUUUUCAGCCCAUUUUCAUGCAAGCAGGCACAG